This is a messenger RNA of Prosopis cineraria, 3329 nucleotides long. RefSeq names its product protein WHAT'S THIS FACTOR 1 homolog, chloroplastic-like. The record is from RefSeq and is a predicted model, not a curated record. The transcript is spliced from 2 exons. NCBI's taxonomy places the organism in Eukaryota, Viridiplantae, Streptophyta, Magnoliopsida, Fabales, Fabaceae. The coding region runs from base 501 to 1688 and encodes 395 amino acids. Gene Ontology annotation, molecular function: RNA binding.
UGCCCUAAGUUGAAUCUCCAUGACGGCGCAGCUCUUGUCCUCCUCCAGCCCACCAGUCCAGUCUUGCGAUAUCCCCCACCUUCGACUCUCUUCGAGUUUACCUUGUCUUCUCAAGCUCAUCGCCACCACGUGAGUUCACGGUGAAGCUUCCACUUACAGUCAUAGAGCUCCAAUCUGCGCGGCUCGACUGAGAGCUUGAGACACUGAACUGAGGCUUCUAUUCGUCGCUGUCGAGUGUGACCACGCCUCCACGGUGUCGCCAAGGAAAGUUUCUUCCCCUUGCCCGAACCGUUAUAAUUUUACGAUAAGUUAGUAAUGAAAACGAAGCCAUUAAGCUUUCGACCCAAAUUGUAGUGGAUCCUCUCGUAUGUGAAAUCUGAAACUAUGAGCCCAUUUUGGUUUUGUUAGAAAUUCCCUCGAUACGUGGUUGUCCUUGCUGACCACUGUUGUUUGAAGGCACAGUGGCGGUUGUGAGGCCAGGCUGCUCUUCCGCAUCAGGUAUGUUUAACAAAUCCCGCAACAUUUUCGUUCACAAUCUAGAUGCUCUUUUUGCUGAUCGCAAGUUCAAUCUUCGCGUGAAAAAAUCUAUAAGUAGCCUCAAAGUAGUAUGGAGGAAAGACCCUGAACUGGACCUAGCGAUAGAGAAGGACAAGCGAUAUAAGCUCUGCGCUCGUGUUGUUAAGGAGGUUCUUAAUGAACCAGGUCAAGUAAUCCCAUUGCGAUAUCUUGAGAAACGACGUGAGAGGAUGCGUCUUAAUGUUAAAAUUACAACCUUUUUAAACCAAAACCCUGGCCUGUUUGAUGUCUACUAUGAUCGUAUCAAACCAAAAUCGGAUCGCGUUCCCUUUCUAAGGGUUAGCGAUCGGCUUAGAAAUUUUCUGUAUGAAGAAAAAAGGGUUUAUAGAGAAAACGAGCCCUUGGUCGUGUCGAAGUUGUGUAAAUUGUUAAUGAUGUCGAAGAACAAGGUGAUUAGUGCAGAUAAAUUGCUUCACGUGAAGAGGGAAUUUGGGUUCCCGAAUGAUUUUUUAGUUAAUUUGAUUCCUCAGUAUCCGCAGUAUUUUAGGCUAAUUGGGUGUCCUGGGGAGGAAAAAUCAUUUAUUGAAUUGGUUUCAUGGAACCCCGAAUUUGCAAAAUCUGUUAUUGAGCAAAGGGCUGAAGAGGAGACGAAAUUGACGGGGAUUAGGGUUCGGCCAAAUUUCAAUGUGAAGCUUCCUCCAGGUUUUUUCUUAAGGAAAGAGAUGAGAGAGUGGACUAGAGAUUGGAUGGAGCUUGAUUACAUAUCGCCAUAUGAGGACGUGUCCCAUUUGGAUCAAGCAUCACGAGAAAUGGAGAAGAGGACGGUUGGGGUAUUCCACGAGUUGCUUUCUCUUUCAUUGUAUAAAAGGAUUCCAGUGCCAAUACUGGGAAAGUUUUGUGACGAAUAUAGGUUUUCAAAUGCAUUUUCGAGUGCAUUUACAAGGCACUCGGGGAUUUUCUAUGUUUCCUUAAAAGGAGGGAUUAAAACAACAAUGUUGAGAGAAGCUUACAAAAAUGGUGAGUUGAUUGAUCGAGAUCCACUGCUUGAGAUCAAAGCUAAAUUUGCUGAGUUGUUGCAAGACGGUUGGCAGCAAAGAGCAGAGGACUUGCGUUUGCGAGGAGAACAAAUUAAGAAAGACAUGAAAAUUUUAGCUGCGAAAGCGAGUGAAUGAAUUAAGAAUGACAUGGAAAUUUCAGCUGUGAAAGAUAGUGAAUAUAAAAAGGGCGUUAUUGAAGUAUGAAAGGCUUAUAGCGGCAGAUGGCCUUGGUAACCGUAAUAAGAACGGCAGGUAAAUUGAGAUUAAGCCUUAUAUAUUAUUAUAUAUGUCGAGAUUGUAGUUAAUACCCUGUUAUAAAUGUUUUUUUUUUAAUAAAGAAAGCUGUAAGUUUGCUGUAGAGUAAUUUUAUUUAGUGAUUCACAUUUUUCUUGGUCUAUGUUGUUGAGGUCAAUUUCAUCAUGUUUGUAGAGCAAUAAAACUUUGAAAGAUUGCGGUUUGAAUCAUAUGCACUUUCACUCGCAGUGUUGCUGACUUGAUUUGGAAACGACAAAUUGAAUUUCCAAUUUGAGAACUUGAGUCGAAGUCUAACUUCAUCUUGUGAUGUGGUAGGAUUAAAGCGCAAUGAAACUCUUUGGGAGACGUGUAAGAAGUAUUGUCUAUGCUAAUGAUGAAUAUCUGGUGUCUGAAUACUCUCUGAUGCGCUGAAGUCUGAUUACUCCGAGUCUGAGUGGAAAACUUUUCUGCUACCGCGCCUCGGCCUCAGAGCAGCGAUGCAGCAAUUGUUUACCUGGCAAUGAACUAAAGUUCGAUGGGAGGUCAUGCAAGUUUCAUGAAGAGGGUUGUCGCAGCCAAAUGAUUCAAUGGAAAACAAUUUCCUACUAAAUCAUGUCCUCAUGGGAUCUUCUGUUUAUUUGCGGUUUAUAUCUCAACCAUCCUUUCCCUCACACUCUUCCCUGAUGUUGGAGUUGUUCUUUAAAUUUUAAAAUGAGUCUGGAAGCAGGUUGGUGGUGCGAUACUGAUUAAGGUAACUUUGCAUGCCACCUACAAAGUCGUCACACACAAUGGAUGAAGAAUAUAAACGAGUAAGCCAUAACCAUUCUCUUGGCAAUAAACAACCCGAUGGGAUCGAGAAGCAUAACGGUAUGCAAGUAUUUAAGCAGGAUUACGGGGUCGUAGGGGCAUUGAAAAUUUUUUCCAGUUUCUGAAACAUUAGCCCAAGAGAGAGAGAAAAUCAAGCAUGGAGAAAGUGGUGGCUUUUAGGUUAAUAACAAUGACUGUGACAUUUCUGGCAUUAGUGCCGAUGCGGGAGAGCCACGUUGUGACAUCGCCUGAACCUCGCCCACUCUGUGCAACCCAGUUUUCCCUAGUAAACUAUGCUUGCUCAUCACUGCUAUUCGUGCGAAGGCCCCCAAGUUUACCUGCACACCCCGAUGACCAAGAACAUGGCCAUGCCCAUCACCACGGGCACCAUCACCGGCACCUGCAGCCCAGUCCUCAAGAAGAAAACUGCUGCCGGUGGGCUAAGAAUGUAGACGGUCAAUGUGUGUGUGAACUUCUGCUUCACUUUCGCUUGCCCACUUUUCUUACGAGGCCAUCGCAUCAGUACUCGCUCACCAUUGGAGAAUCCUGCGAGGUCACUUACUCGUGCGGUGGCCCCAUUUGAUUCGCGAGUUUGAACCGUACGACUAGCCGGAAAAUGAUUUAACGCGGUAGCGUUCCGUUUUAGGUGUUUUGAAGCUUUGCUCAUCUGUCGUCUUUAGUCUUUUUUGCCUUUUGUUGUUAUUCACAUUUGGCUGGUGUGUACUUCCUUUCUCA